Molecule: messenger RNA, 2475 nt
Organism: Wyeomyia smithii (pitcher-plant mosquito)
Lineage: Eukaryota; Metazoa; Arthropoda; Insecta; Diptera; Culicidae
Product: dipeptidyl peptidase 3-like
Exons: 4
Coding region: 224-2389 (721 amino acids)
Biological process (GO): proteolysis
Cellular component (GO): cytoplasm
Molecular function (GO): dipeptidyl-peptidase activity; metalloexopeptidase activity
Source: RefSeq, a predicted model, not a curated record
CCACACUUUGAAAACAGCGCUUAUGCUGGCCGGCUUUUUUUCUGUCAACUCAUCAUCUCUGCAAUUGAACUUUUUCUUUCUUUAAUCACCGUUGUUAGGUUUUUAGCUGCUUGAGUUGUUGAGUCGUUUCAGUUAUUGCCGUUUGUACGGGUUGGAUUUGUGUCAAAUUAGGACAGAAAGUGCAAGUAAUUUAGUGCGUGGUGCAGCGAAACCGUGAAACGAAAUGACCGAUAAAAGCCAAUAUGUUCUGCCGAAUUCACAGCCUAUAGUGGAAUUGGACUGUGCCACGGCAUUCAAAGCGCUGACUGAGAAGGAAAAAUUGUACGCGCAUUACUUUAGCCAGGCAUCCUGGUCUGGCGGUUUGAUAGCAUUAGUUCAAUCGAGUCCGGAAUCACCGUUAAUAUUUUCACUGUUACAUCGAUUGUUUCUGGCAGAGUCGACCGCAGAACUCAAAAAGGCAGCGUUAGAGGCAGGUGUUGGCGAAGAUGAAUUUACGGCAUUUCUGGUGUAUGCUUGCGGUUUUCUGGCGAAUGCUGGAAACUAUAAAGGUAUGGGCGAUAGCAAGAUUGUACCCAAUUUAGAAGAGGAUAAGUUCGAGUUGAUUGUCAAAAAUUCUAAAGCGUUCAAAACGGAUGAACCAACUGUAGGGCGUUUGUGGAAUCAAACAAAAAAGCCAAUUUUCCUACUGUCGGAGCGUACGAAAACCCUUGGUCUUUGUGAUAAGGGUGUCACAACAUACUUCUCUUCAAAUGUUACUCGCGAAGAUACAGAACUUAUCAGCGAAUGGAUGAAAGCUAAUAAGUUCGAAGCGUACAUUUGCCGUACAUUCAAAACUCUUGAGGAUGGCAAGACUGUGUAUAAUAUUAAGCUCGCCUCCGCCGAAACAGGGGAUAAGGAUGGUUUGACGAAACCCCCCGUUGAGUACAAGGGAUGCGUUUUCAAAAUUACUCGCGGGGAUUACAAUGAACUAAUGCAAAAGGUAGUAGACUACCUGAAAGAAGCUAAUGAGCAUUCCGCGAAUGAUAAUCAAAAGGAGAUGAUAAAUAAUUAUAUCGAAAGUUUCGCGGAAGGCAGCCUGGAUGCUCACAAAACUGGGUCGCGAUACUGGAUCAAGGAUAAAGGGCCGGUCAUUGAAACAUAUAUUGGAUUCAUUGAAACAUAUCGUGAUCCAGUUGGGCAACGUGGCGAAUUCGAGGGAUUUGUUGCCAUGGUCAACAAAGAGAUGUCGGCCAAGUUUGGCACGCUAGUGAAGAAUGCCGAAAACUUCAUAAAACUUCUCCCUUGGGGAGAAGAUUACGAGAAGGACAAUUAUUUAAAGCCAGAUUUCACUUCGUUGGAUAUUCUGACGUUCGCCGGUUCGGGUGUGCCUUGCGGAAUAAACAUUCCGAACUAUGAUGAAAUCCGUCAGGAUGAGGGAUUCAAAAACGUUUCAUUGGGAAACGUGUUAGCGAAUACAAAUAAAACCGAUACGAUACCUUUUCUGUCAGAGGAAGAUCAAGCCUUGAUGAAACGUUACAAGGCGACUGCAUUUGAGGUGCAAGUAGGACUCCAUGAAUUGUUGGGUCAUGGCAGCGGAAAGCUAUUGCGGGUUAACGAGAAGGGUGAGUUUAACUUCGACCGCCAGAAAGUAAAAAGCCUGCUUGAUGGGGCAGAAAUUAGCUCUUGGUAUGAACCAGGCGAAACUUACGAUUCAAAAUUCAAGUCAUUGGGAUCGAGCUACGAAGAGUGUCGCGCUGAAGCAGUUGGUUUAUAUCUCAGCCUUAAUAGAGAUAUUCUGAAAAUAUUUGGUCACACGGAUGAGCAGGAAAUUUCGGACAUAAUUUACGUCAAUUGGUUGCUGCUAGUUUGGGGAGGUGUCGGGGUAGCUAUGGAACUGUACAACCCAACGCAAAAAACUUGGCUUCAGGCUCACUACCAAGCACGGUUCGUGAUUAUGAAAGUAUUGCUGGAGGCUGGAGAAGGUUUGGUCAACGUGGAGGAAACCGAACCGGGUAAAAAUCUACUGCUUAAGUUCGAUCGCAAUAAGAUUGAAACUGUCGGAAAGGAGGCCAUCAAGAAGUUUCUGCUUAAGCUACAGUUUUAUAAAUCUACCGGAGACGUAUUAGGUGCUACUAAGAUGUACAAUCACUAUUCGGAGGUGCCUGAGGACGGACCGUAUCCGUGGGCCAAAUGGCGUGACAUUGUGCUGUUGCACAAGAAGCCUCGGAUGAUAUUUGUGCAAGCGAAUACCGAGCUGCCUGAGGCAGGCACUGUUCAGCUAAAAACGUACGAGUCCAAUUUCGACGGGUAUAUCCAGUCCUGGUUGGAUCGGUUCCCCAGCGUUGAGAUCGACGAAAUCCUGGAGCGGGUUUACGAGCAAAACAAAGCAUAUUUUGCAGAUCUCUACUGAUAUGUGACUCAUGCUUUGAAUUGUGUAUUUUUUGAAGUGGAUCAUUCAUAUAAAAAUAAAUAUAUCUCAAAAAACUCGUUUUUUGG